AUGUGGCCCUUCGAGUCUUAUCCCGAGAGUACGUCAACUGACGUAGCAGGACAAACAUUCGACUACAUCAUCGUGGGCGGCGGUACAGCAGGAUGUCUAGUCGCAAACAGACUCUCUGCCCUCAACGCCUCAGUCCUAGUUCUGGACAAAGGCCGCGUCAACGCGGGUCUUCUCUCGCGGAUCCCACUCCUCGGCCCGCUGCAGCGAGGCAUCAACCGUUACCACGCUGAGCCUAAUGCGGAUCUGCGUGGGCGCCAUGUGCAACUCCUUGCUGGUGAAAUGCUUGGUGGCACGAGUCGCAUCCACUCAAUGGUGUGGAGUCCUGGUGGACGCGCCGAGUUUGACGGCUGGGCGCGGGAUCUGGGGCUGGACCAAUGGUCCUGGGAAAAAGUGGAACCGGCUCUUGCGCGGGUUGAACAGGGUGUUCAGCGACGGCAGGCUGGGGAUACGGGGGUAAUGCCGUAUGUGGACUCGGUGAUGGAGCGGGUUGGGCUGGACGCUGGGGGUGGUAGAGGUACGCAACGGUAUGCUCGGAGUGAGCUCUCAAUCGAUGGGGAGGGAGUGCGGAGCUCUGCGUUGACUUCUUGGCUGGAUGCCUCGGUUGUGAGGGAGAGGAAGGGAUUGAAGGUGUGUACUGGGGUCUUGGUGACGAAGCUCGAGUUUGGGGACGAUGGAAACAUCGUUACAGGAGUACGGAUCAGACCAACAGGAGGUGGUGAGGAGGUUUUGGUCAAGGCUCAAAGAGAAGUGGUUGUUUGCAGUGGUGUGUUCGGCACGCCACAGCUACUCAUGCUCAGUGGCAUUGGUCCCAAAGGUCACCUUUCAGGGCACAACAUCCCUGUCGUACAGGAUCACCCCGCUGUGGGCUCUCACUUGGUCACCCACGUCCUCGCACCGGUAAUGACAGAGCUUCCACGCAAGCAUACUUUGCAUAUCAUCCAGACCGUGGCCAUCUUAUGGCAUUUCAUGCUGUGGCUCUUUUUUGGAACCGGUGUCCUCGCUUCCAACGGCCAAUUUGGCGCCGCAUUCCUGCACUCCACUUCACUCGAUGAUAAGACAUUGGCAGUGCGCCCUUCUAAGGACGAGGACGCCCCUGAUCUUGAGGUCCUGAUAUGUCCGAUCAGUACGCUUAUUGAACAUGGGGUCCCUGGAGUUCCGUGUCUAACCUGGUAUGCGGCUCUUGUACAACCUCAUACCACCGGUAGUGUCGAGCUCACAGGAUCCGACCCGAAGAAACCCCUCAAGAUCAAGCUCCCCUUGCUGGUUGAUUCUCGCGACAGUCCGCGGUUGCGGAAGGCUGUACGUUUCGCGAUGCGACUAGCCGAUGAGUUCACAAGUCCGGAGACCGGAUAUCCACACCCGGCGCCGUUCACCUUGGCUCCUGGUAUGGAUCUAGAGUAUCUCGACUCCAUGCUUGACAAGAAGAGAAGUAAAAGUGACAAGAAAAAGGUUUCAAAGGCAGUUCCACCGCCGAUGGAUGCAUGGAAGACUGUGACAGAUGAGCAGGUUGACGAGUACAUCCAGCGUAUGGUGACUGGAAGCUACGAUCCCAUGGGCACAUGUCGGAUGAGUCUCACCAAAGAAGAGGGGGUAGUCGAUCAGAGGCUCGUGGUGCACGGAGUGCGGAACCUCCGUAUUGCAGAUGCGAGCGUGUUUCCCCGGCCCGGGGGUGCAUCUAUCUCAGCAUCAGUUUAUAUGGUUGCCGAGAGAUGUGCCCAGUUCAUCAUCGACCAGAGUCGUAGGGAUGUAUCAUGA
Penicillium olsonii is the source of this 1755-nucleotide messenger RNA. Lineage: Eukaryota; Fungi; Ascomycota; Eurotiomycetes; Eurotiales; Aspergillaceae. The record is from the annotation of a GenBank genome assembly.